Messenger RNA from Mesoplodon densirostris (Blainville's beaked whale), 795 nucleotides. RefSeq names its product dpy-30 histone methyltransferase complex regulatory subunit (gene DPY30). The transcript is spliced from 5 exons. The record is from RefSeq and is a predicted model, not a curated record. Gene Ontology annotation, cellular component: Set1C/COMPASS complex. NCBI's taxonomy places the organism in Eukaryota, Metazoa, Chordata, Mammalia, Artiodactyla, Ziphiidae. The coding region runs from base 249 to 548 and encodes 99 amino acids.
UACGGCGGAAGCAGUUUGUGCUGGGAGUUGGUGGCGCGGUGCAGGGCUCUUAGGAACGAACGGCUUGGGCGCGGGUAAUCAGCUCCCUUUCCCCUUUUCUCUGCCUCUUCUAGGUUCUUGGGAGUACGGCGGAGCUUCCGGACCUGAUGCGGGCGCCCGGUCGUGGACUGUCCCACCCUGUUCCUCUACUGCUCGGGGUGCUCCGCGCCCAGACUGGUAUCCGGGGACUGUGACUUGCAGGGUCCACCAUGGAACCAGAGCAGAUGCUGGAGGGACAGACGCAGGUUGCAGAAAAUCCCCACUCUGAGUACGGUCUCACAGACAACGUCGAGAGGAUAGUAGAAAAUGAGAAAAUUAAUGCAGAAAAGUCAUCAAAACAGAAAGUGGAUCUCCAGUCUUUGCCAACUCGUGCCUAUCUGGAUCAGACAGUUGUGCCUAUCUUAUUACAAGGACUUGCUGUGCUUGCAAAGGAAAGACCACCAAAUCCCAUUGAAUUUCUAGCAUCCUAUCUUUUAAAAAACAAGGCACAGUUUGAAGAUCGAAACUGACUUAUUGGGAAGAACAGAAAAAUUUGGUUUCCACUGUAGAUUUACAUGAUUAAGAGGCAACUUUAAUUGCCAUGAUUUCCGCCCCCCCCCCCCCCAUUUUGGAAGUAUAAGAAUCAUCAGGACAGCAGAACUUAUUUUGGAGUUGCAGAAGAAGACAUAUCUCCCUUAUUGAUUUAAUCACAUACUUAUUUAAUGAGUGUAUUCUGUGCAAUUUUUUCUCAGAUUGUCUUUAACUUUGUUUUUAAAA